Molecule: messenger RNA, 1193 nt
Organism: Fundulus heteroclitus (mummichog)
Lineage: Eukaryota; Metazoa; Chordata; Actinopteri; Cyprinodontiformes; Fundulidae
Product: von Willebrand factor C domain containing 2 like
Exons: 3
Coding region: 1-720 (239 amino acids)
Biological process (GO): negative regulation of BMP signaling pathway
Cellular component (GO): AMPA glutamate receptor complex
Molecular function (GO): protein binding
Source: RefSeq, a predicted model, not a curated record
AUGUGGAUGUUAACGCCGCGGGGAAGGAUGGGCCCUCUCCUCUCGGCCGCCUCCGUCCUCCUCCUCCUCCUCCCCCUCUUUCUCCUCCUGGCCCUGAGCGCCGCGUCUCCGGCCACGGUGGCCAACCCUGAGGAUUACGCCGCCGACGAGGCGGAGCGGACCGCCGCGGAUAACAUGGUUUUUGACGACUACCGGGGAAAGGGCUGCGUGGACGACAGCGGGUUCGUGUACAAGCUGGGGGAGCGCUUCUAUCCGGGACACUCAAACUGCCCGUGCGUGUGCACGGAGGACGGGCCCGUGUGCGACCAGCCCGAGUGCCCCAAACUGCACCCCAAGUGCACGAAAGUCGAGCACAAUGGAUGCUGCCCCGAGUGCAAGGAGGUUAAAAACUUUUGCGAGUACCGAGGGAAAACGUAUAAAAUACUGGAAGAAUUCAAGCCGUCGCCCUGUGAAUGGUGCCGCUGCGAACCAAAUAACGAGGUACACUGUGUGGUGUCUGACUGCGCUGUCCCAGAGUGCGUCAACCCUGUUUAUGAGCCGGAGCAGUGCUGCCCCAUCUGUAAAAAUGGUCCAAAUUGCUUUGCCGGAACGACGAUCAUCCCAGCCGGAAUUGACGUAAAGGUGGACGACUGCACCAUCUGCCGCUGCCACAACGGAGACUGGUGGAAGCCGGCGGGGUGCUUGCGGCGGGAGUGCCUCAAUGGCCAGUCGUCGUCAUAAAGAGAGAGACUCCACUGUGGAUGGUGGAUAAACUCAGGCAAGGCUCUGCCUACUGCGCCAUUUUAUAUGAUUGACAGGGCAUGAGCACAAUUCCUUUAAAAAAAAAAAAGGGUGGGGGAAAAAAGGAAACAAAAAGUAAUAUGGAAAACAGACGGCAUAGAGUUGAGGAGAUCCUCUCACAAGCUUCACACAGAUCCAAGAUUUUUGCCAGUGAGACGAUGGUGGAAACUGUCUCACGGCUGUUUCCGCCCCGCAGUUUUACUCGCCCUAUAUAUUUGCAAAAACUCGACUCUGUUGCUUUCUCUCAGAAAGUUUCUAAGCUUCUUGAACUUUUUUUUUUUCCUAACCACCGGCAACGUUGAACUGCUUUCGUCAAGUUUCUGUAUGUAUGUCAUCAGCUUGUUGUUACUACAUGUUAUUCACGACCUCGCUGGUGUUGUAAAGUUCUAACAGCAGGAAAAAAAAAAAAAAAA